Molecule: messenger RNA, 1002 nt
Organism: Capra hircus (goat)
Lineage: Eukaryota; Metazoa; Chordata; Mammalia; Artiodactyla; Bovidae
Gene: LY6G6F
Product: lymphocyte antigen 6 complex, locus G6F
Source: RefSeq, a predicted model, not a curated record
AUGGCCCCGGCCCGGGCCGCUGCUCUUCCAGCAGCAGGUCCCCCUGUCAGCCCCGCCCUCCCAGGGCCGCUAAGGUGUUGCGUGCCCUUGACGUCAGCACCUCUCCCCGUGGCUGUCCUAUUCCUCCUCCUUCUGUUCCUCUGUGGGCUUCCCCAGGCGGAAGCAGACAGCAUCCAGGCCAUCUAUGUGGUCUUGGGGGAGGCACCGGAGCUGCCAUGUCCUUCACCACCUGCUCUGCAUGGGAACGAAUUCCUGUCCUGGUUCCGCAGCCCGGCAGCAGGCUCCUCCACUGCUUUAGUGGCCCACGUCCAAGUGGCCAGGCCCUCCCCAGACCCUGGGAAGCCCAGAAGGGAAUCCAGGCUCAAACUGCUGGGAAACUACUCUUUGUGGCUGGAAGGGCCCAAGGGCAUGGACGUCGGGCGGUACUGGUGUGCUGUGCUGGGUCAGCGCUACAGGUACCAGAACUGGAGGGUGUAUGAUGUCUCCGUGCUCAGAGGAUCCCAGUUCUCUUCGAGGGCUGCAGAUGGAUCUUCCUGCUCUGUCCUCCUGUGUCCUGUGACCCCUGCCAGGAGCCUGGAUGCUGUGACCUGGCAGGAGGGGAAGGGUCCUGUGAAGGGGGAUGUGCAGUCCUUCUGGGGUGAUGGGGCUACCCUGCUUUUAGUGUGUCCUGGGGAGGGGCUUCCUGAGCCCAGGGCACAUAAAACCAGGAAUCAUAAACCAGGAAUCACCUGCUGCCUUGUGCCUCAGGACAAAGGGAUCAGCUUUAGCCUGGCAGCCUCCACGGAUGCCUCCCCUGCCCUCUAUGCCCCUUCUGCAAACUGGGAUGUGGCCUGGAUCCUGAAGCUGUUGCUCACAGUGGGCCAGGGAUUCACCAUUGUGGUCCUUGGCGUCAUGCUCUGGAGGCAGAGGGCCCAGGAGGCUUAACACAGAAACGCCUCAUUUCCUCAGUUCAAACCUGAGAUCCAGGCCUAUGAGAACAUUCAUUUGGCCCAUCUCAGGUGA